AUGUUAUCCCCAGAGACUCCACAGCACACUGCUGCCGAUGAGGAGCUGAAUAUUGACAAUAUCAACGAGCUCGACGAAAGCGACAUCCAGGGAUUGGAUUUGGAAGAUGAACGUGAAUCAACUGCAAGCACUACGUAUACUCAACCGGCUGUGAAACGAGAAAGAGUCGAUGAAAAUUUCGAGGAAAGAUUCGAUUUGCAAGACGACUUCAUGCCUCGUGUCAACAUCAGUUCACCGUUUUCGUCUGAUGUCGACGUGAAAAAAUACGCACAGCGUGCACACUACGCUUCGCAGCAGCGUAAACUAUCGUUGUCACAGCAGUCGAAAUUCAUAUCUUACUGCGACGACAAACUACUGGCAAUUCAACGAAAAUUCGUACAAUCUAGAGGGCUGAAUGAGGAAAAUGGCUAUCAAGGUCUAGGACCGCUUUUAGAAGAUCUCAAAACGGUGUUGGAUUUCGUAUGGUUCUCUAUAGAGGGCCUUACCAAUACUGAAUUACUUUUGAAAAUGGGUCUGAACGCAAUGACUCAGGACCAGUUUGCAGGCACGCAGCAAACAAGUUUUGGCCAGGUAAACUAUCUCAUAAGGGUGGCAGACGACUUUUUGGACUACCUCACGAAGUUUGAACUGAAUAAAAUGAGCAGUGACGAGCAGCACAAAACUGUCUCCAAGGCUUUCAAAUUUAUGAUUAUUCUGGACGUGUCAUUUGCACGUCUUCUGGAAGGCCUGGUACCGGGAAACACUAAGCUAAGCGGCACAGAAAUGGUAAGGAUUGCAGGAAUCGCGGAGCGCACUCGAACCGCUGUACCUCGUUACUUAAGUGAACAGCAGAUCCAUGGAUACCAUUACGAAGUAAGCAAAAUAUACGAGGAGACGCUUGAGAGAUGCGCAUAA
Lachancea meyersii CBS 8951 is the source of this 894-nucleotide messenger RNA. The record is from the annotation of a GenBank genome assembly. NCBI's taxonomy places the organism in Eukaryota, Fungi, Ascomycota, Saccharomycetes, Saccharomycetales, Saccharomycetaceae.